AUGGAUAUUGCCAAGAAGCGGAAUGUUGGGGGGAACACGUGUGUUCCGUUCUUGUGUUCCAUGCUGGGGUCGGCGUUCUGGUUCAAGUACGCGACGCUGAUCGGCUACAACCCCACGAUGAUCAUUGUGAACACGAUGGCGAUUGUCAUGAACUCUGGUUACCUUUGGAUUUACUACUUGUUCUGCGGACGGAAGCCGUUGGUUCAUCGGUAUUUGAUGGCGAUUUUGGCGCUGAUUGCGACCACGUACUGGUACGUGGACUAUGUGCUGGAGGAUCGGGAAGAUGCCAGGUGCAAACUCGGCCUGAUUGCCUGUUGUAUCUCCGUCCUGUUCACCGCAUCUCCUCUGGUGCUCAUCGGUCACGUUAUUGAGACUCGGUCGACGGAAGCACUUCCGCUGCUGCUCAUUGCUUCCACGUUCUUGGUGUCGGUCUUGUGGCUCCUGUACGGCAUGGUUCUCGGCGACACUUUCGUGACGGAAUCACCGACUGGGUCAUUCAUUGCAUUGCAGGUGCAGAAUGGAAUUUCCGUCGUGUUCGGACUAGUGCAGCUGGCCUUGUUUGCCAUCUACCCUCGGCGACGGGGCUCGCCGGCGUCUCCGGAAACGAUCCGCGAUGGUGAGGACGCGCGUCGCGAUUUGACCUCGACCACGAGGCUGCAGCAGUCGGGAAGGAAGGUGCUCGAUUCCGUUCUGAGGGAACGCGUCGCCGUCGUCGAUCCUCUUCAACUCGGGAGGACUGGGAGGAAAUAG
This is a messenger RNA of Notodromas monacha, 750 nucleotides long. Lineage: Eukaryota; Metazoa; Arthropoda; Ostracoda; Podocopida; Cyprididae. The record is from the annotation of a GenBank genome assembly.